Messenger RNA from Halteromyces radiatus, 1299 nucleotides. RefSeq lists its product as uncharacterized. The transcript has 7 exons. Gene Ontology annotation, molecular function: RNA polymerase II cis-regulatory region sequence-specific DNA binding; protein binding; chromatin DNA binding. The record is from RefSeq and is a predicted model, not a curated record. Bases 1 to 1299 code for a protein of 432 amino acids. Gene Ontology annotation, biological process: regulation of gene expression. NCBI's taxonomy places the organism in Eukaryota, Fungi, Mucoromycota, Mucoromycetes, Mucorales, Cunninghamellaceae.
AUGGCUGCCACUGGACCACCACAGCAGCCUACUAACACAGCACAAAAGUUGGCUCAUGUUAAUGAACGAACUUGGCUUACUAUGGGAAACCUUGCCGAAAUGAUGACCGACUAUGAAAAAGCAAUGAAUUGUUAUGAAUCUGCUUUACGACACAAUCCUUAUUCUAUUAAAGCUUUAACUCAAAUAGCUACUCUUUGUCGAGGACGUGAACAAUUUGCAAGAGCUGUGGAAUACUUCAAACGUAUAUUGGCUAUUCAAGAAAAUAAUGGGGAAACUUGGGCUGCUUUAGGUCACUGUUAUUUAAUGAUGGAUAAUCUUCAAGAAGCUUAUCAUGCAUAUCAACAAGCAUUAUAUCAUUUAUCUAAUCCAAAAGAUCCAAAAUUGUGGUAUGGUAUUGGUAUUCUUUAUGAUCGUUAUGGUUCUUUGGAACACGCUGAAGAAGCAUUCUCUGCUGUCAUGAAAAUGGACCCAAAGUUUGAAAAGGCGAAUGAAAUUUAUUUUAGGUUGGGUAUCAUUUACAAACAACAACAAAAAUUUGAUCUCUCUCUUCAGUAUGAACAAGCAAAAGAAGCAUAUGAACGCGUUUUAGCCGAAAAUCCAGAUCAUGCAAAGGUACUUCAACAACUUGGAUGGCUUUAUCAUCAACAAAAUACCUCUUUUUGUAAUCAAUCUUUGGCUAUUCAAUAUUUGACUCGAUCUCUCAAAUCUGACAGCAAUGAUGCUCAAUCUUGGUAUCUUUUGGGUCGAUGUUAUAUGGCCGAACAAAAUUACAACAAGGCUUAUGAAGCUUAUCAACAGGCUGUGUAUCGUGAUGCAAGAAAUCCUACAUUUUGGUGCUCUAUUGGUGUUUUGUAUUAUCAAAUCAAUCAGUAUCGUGAUGCCCUUGAUGCUUAUAGUCGUGCUAUUCGUUUGAAUCCAUAUAUUAGUGAAGUAUGGUAUAAUUUAGGAACUCUAUAUGAAUCUUGCAACAAUCAAAUUCAAGAUGCAUUAGAUGCCUAUCAACGUGCUGCCGAACUGGAUCCAUCUAAUCUACAUAUCAAACAACGAUUGGAAUUAUUACGCAAAUCUCAAUCUCAUACUCCUCAAACUCCUGGUAGUGUUCCUACUCCUCGAGAUGUUAGCAACCCAAGUCAAUAUCAAAAUGGUUCGAAUGCUCAACCUUUGAAUGGAUCAUCUUAUGCUCAGAAUUCGGCACCAAGUGGUCCUCCUAAUGGUAUGGAUGCCUAUCAUACUCAAGCUUCAUCUCAACAAAGACCUGUUGAAGAACGUGGCCCAGCUCCACACUUACCCAUGGUAUGA